AUGAUAUUUUAUUUUAUUUUACUUUUUGGUUCCAUUUUUGGAGUAAUCACUCAGCCCUUGCCCCAGCAACGGCCAACAAUCCGAAUUCUGAAUGGAACUUCGAUCGAGUUGGGUUGCGAACCGGCAGAAUUGCUGGUGAGGACACACAUGGCCCCAGAUUUUGAAAAUCCCCAGCUAGUUAGACGCUUGGACUGGUUUCAUGAUGACUCUUUGGUUGCCAGUUAUCAGCAAGUAAGUUAUUUUACAACUGCUUUAAAGAUUAAGUAUUCGUCUUAUAAAACCAUUAUCGUUUCCAUGGGCCAAAAAUAUCUUGGCAAGUUUUUAAAUGGAAUCUAAUCCUUCCGGCUCUAAAUGCGCCCGAAUUUGCAUAUGAAAGAAAACUUUUUUGGGGGUGUGAAAAAGGACUGGCGAUGCGUGUCGGGCCUGGGAAUACUGCAACGUUGCACCCCAAAAAACAACAAGAUGGAGUCGGGUUUCGUGCCGAUCGACUUCGCCUUUUGAUAGCCUCGGGCGGAAUUAUUUAUGAACAGAGGGAAAUUUCCUUGCCACAGCAGUAACCGACACGUCGGAAUUGUUCAUUUAUCAUCUGCCAAUGUAGUUUACAAUUAUGGUUGUGAUUGUGUAGUAAUCCAUUCAGCAUAGCUUCACAUAAAUUAUCAAAAAGAAUUGGAUAUGGAGGUAUUCGAGACCCCAGAAUAUCCCCGUUUUCUUCUGGCACCUGCUUUCUUUACUUUCGCGCAUUUAAUCGCGCAUUUUUACGCUCAAACCCCUGGGGCACUUACUCGCCUCGGCGCGUUCUAAGCGUUAAAUUGCGGCGGUCAUUCGAAGAAACGAAGAAACUAAAAAUUCAAGGCCCUGUCUUUAUAUGACAUGACAUCAAAAAAGGUCUCUUUUUAAUUGGAAAGUAAUUAUCGAGGGGCCAUUCUAAUUAAUAUAUCAUCGCGGGGACAUGGUACAUGCUCUUGUGUACACACUGUUUUCGUAUUUUUUGAAUAUGCGCAGGAAAUGGCAGCAGCCUUGGUAUUACUUUCUCAAUAUUACUUUAGUUAAUAAGAGAAACGCAAAUGAAUCACAGGACUGAAAUGGAUGACAUAUGGGUAAUAAGGGUAUACAGCCGGGAAUCAGAGGGCAUGUAUAAUAUGUUAUGCAAAGAGCAGAGAAAUUAUUUGCAGGAUGUGGUCACAGAUAUCAGCCGACAAUGGUGGGUGGCUGGGACAAGAUAUGAGCUCAAGAAGCCGUUCUAUGAUCUCAAAAUCAACCCCGCUCUCCCAGAAGAUUCGGGGAUUUACAGAUGUCGAUUGGAGACUGACCCGCUCUUCGCAGAAGACGAAACUGGCAUCAACAUUCCCGUUUUAGUAAUGGGUAAGUGUUGUGCUGAAUAUUGAAAUACUAGAAACGAGUUUACUUUGUAUUAAUUUAGCCAGAUCCGUCCUCUUUUUGUUCCUCCUUUAGUCUGUUUAAUUGAUGAUCUCCUUGUUUCGAAUGCACUUUAAAAUUGAUGUCCCGGGGCAUUUCUUUUAUCCUCCCUUCUCAUCCACUUGUAGCGGCGUUUCGAAUCCGGCUUCACUCGGCUAUCGGUCAUCAGGGCCAUUUAAGUGAGACCGGCUUCAUUUGCAUACGGCCAUAACACGGCUGGGUUCUCUUGCGAACGCCGCUUGGCCAUCUGGCCACACAUUCGUCAGUCAUGACAUAACUUCACUCGGACCCUAUUUUACCAUCCAAUCUAUCUUCCAUUUAGGCCCGGAGUUAUUUGAUUACGGGAACGGAAAUGGGCGGGGAAUGCGAGGAUAAGAGGUUUAUACAACGGGGCCCUGAAAAGUUACAGCAGAUACCCAGAACCGAGUGACCAAUUCUAAAUUACGAAACAGUAUGAGUUAGGAUGAUAUCUCAAAAAUGCUCGACUCUAAAAUCUUGGAGCCUUGCUUAGGUGACCCCUUUUUUCGGCCACGAAUUAUUAAACGCCGGUGCUUUGUUCUUGACCUGAAAUUUGAGGUCAUAAGCGGAGAAAAAGGAUUAGGCGCCGUUCGGAUUAGGUGGUCAAGAAAACGCAAAACAAAACACGAAACCAUUAAUUUGCAUAAUAAAAUUAACCGCCGAGAAACAACAUGUGCAUAAAGUCCAAGGAACAAACUUUGAAGAAAUAUAAAAUUCUGUAAAUGACAGCGUCUACGUAGAUAAAGCGAUCAUCAAGACAAUUUCAGUUCGUCCGCCAGCACCUGCAAAGCCUCAACUGACGGCCAGCACUGAAAAUAGUCUAACAAUCAGCUGGACCCAGUCGGCCGGGGCCGCGCAUCGACCAGUUUUACGAUAUUCCAUAUUGGUCAAGUAAGCAAACAUUUUAAAAAAUAAACUUUUUUAAAUUUAACACUGAAAAGAAAAUUAUCUUUAGUCGAAUGGACGAUGAGUCAUUGCGGGUAGUGACCACCAAGGACAAUCAGACAACUACUGUCAUCGACAGUCUGUUACCGUACACUCGGUAUGGGUUGUCAGUCCGAGCUGAGAACCCAGCCGGGACUAGUGAAUUCGGGCCUGAAAGUGUGUUCCGAACUUUGGGAGAGGCCCCAAGAGAACCCCCGAUGAUCCAACUUCUCCGCAAUGGGACCAUUGGCUGUGUUGAUGUUGUCUGGAGAAAUGCUCCAACAGAUCAUAAUGGAAGACCGGUGCUUGGAUUCAGAAUCAUGGUGCAUAGGAUUGGAUCGGGAGCGAUGAGGGAGUGGUAUGUGAAGAACCACCGGCAAUCCCUUUGCUCUUUGGAACCAGAUGCAGAUUACAAAUUGAGCAUCGAAAGUGAUAAUGGCUUCGGAUAUUCCCCUGCACAGACUGUUAACUUCCACACUGAAGAUUCAAGUAAAUUACAAAGACUUGGCCAUUCCAUUACCUUCUCCUUUUCAGUUCCCGAGGGACCUCCGGAAUCAGUUGAGGUCCGCCCGUUGACCGGGGAUACUGUACUCAUUCUGUGGAAGGAACCAGCCACACCCAAUGGCCGGGUCGUAUCAUAUCAGAUAUACUUUCAAAAUGUAAAUUCGAAACUUCCCUGUUCGAUGGUCAGGUUGAUGGUCAACCAAGACUCCUCGAAGACAUUCGCUUAUAACCUCACUAAACUGGAUCCGUCCACCACGUAUCGCAUAUCAUUGACCGCAUCCACCUCAAAGGGAGAAAGCGACAAAAGUGCACCAGUAUCGGUCACAACUGAUUAUGCAUGUCCGUUUUUAUUUCUUUCCGAUCGAAUUUUCGCAACGAAAGGGCCUCAAUUACAGUAAUCAUUUUUUAAUUUUAGUGCCAAAUCCCCCUCGAAUUACGGGUGUGGAUUACAAAUGUGGAACCGAUGUUCUUGUCCAUUGGACGAACGAGUCAUCUCCCAUUUCUUUCUACAAAAUAUUCCUCGAGAACAAAUCCAAUACCAAGGUAUACAACACCACGGACUCCGCCAUGGCGUUAACUGGUCUUCAACCCGGAACGAAAUACUCGAUCAGAUUAACUUCUGUCCUUGGCAGUAAAUACAGUAAUCUGACCUUCUUUGAGAGUGCCUUGAGCAAACACCAAGUGUUCACAAUUGAUCAAAGUGAGCUGUUUGAUUCCUCACAAUUAAAUAUAUCUUUGUAGGUAAAUGUGUUGUUCAAUCUUCAAUUUGCACUCCCAAGAACGAAAAUUGCGAAAAGGUUUCGAUGGCUGGAGUGGAGCGGAAGCCAAGGGGAGUGUCCCUUUUGUUCAUCCUCACCAUGAUGGCAUCUUUUGUCAUCUUGAUUUUCCUCUUCACAUUCUUCAUGAAACGUCGUUGUAGUUGGGUGAAGAAGAUCUUGGAGAAGGCUGAUGAGAAGGGAGGCCAGGAAACAAUGUCUUUGGUCUACGGUGAGUGUUUCUAUCUUGUUCUUCGUGCUUUUUGUGGGUGUCCUGGCUUGCUUAAUGAUGACAUAACCCAGCUUACAGACACUGAAACUUCAGAAACCACAAGUUCCACGGCCGUUAUUGUUUCUCGUUUUGACACAUACUUUACUGAGAUGAGCAGAAAUGAGAAUGAAGGGUUUAGACGACAAUUCGAGGUCAGUUUGAAUAUUAUCCUUGACAAAAUCGUAUGUGUUUUUGUUAUUUCCAAAGUUAGAACCCGUUUUUGGCCUGAGAAUCGGCAAUUCCUCUCAAGAAUGGACUUCCGGAAUUUGGACGGACUUUUUCGGGACAACAGAAAUGGCCGGAAGGUCGAGAGGAGGCUCUAAUUCGAUAAGAUUAUGCAAAUUGGUGCCGAAAAGAGAGACAUAAAAGCGAGGGCGAGGCCGAUGUACUCAAAACGAUACUUUAUUUUGAUUCCCCUGAGGGUCCACACCCCGAAAUCGGUCAAAUGAAAUUCAAAGUCUCCGGGAAAAGUUCUUAAAAGCGGAGAUAAAGGACCUCAAAUUCAUCAAAAAUUAUUCAAAUUCAGAAAAGAUACGGUUUAAAAAUGCUUAUUAUAACAGGACAUCGAGGCUGAUUCAGAAGUCCAAUCGGAAGAAAGCUUGGAAGAAAUCAUGAAUUCGGAUCAGAGACUCAAGAACAGAUACCGAAACAUUGGAGCCGUGGAGAAAACAAGAAUCAAAAUCAUCGAUUCUAACAGCGACGAUGGUUAUAUUAAUGCUAACUACAUUGAUGUGAGUGUGGCUAGUCCAAUAUUUAUUCUAUGAGCAUCCCGUACGCGAGCUAAAUUAUUGCAUCAUAAAUCAUUUUAUUAUGCCCCGUUUCAUGCCCGGAGGGCAUUUUAAUACUUUCGCCAGAUGUCCUUCAAACAAAAUGCAAACAUAUCCAAUAUGAAGGAAAUAAUUUCCAUUUAAAAGGACUUAUGCUUUAAUUAAUAUCCUAUGUGAUUACAGCAACCCGUUUUCAGAGUGUUGAAGAGAAAAAUGUAUAUAUUGCAACCCAAGCCCCAUUACCUCACACCUUUGACGACUUUUAUGGCAUGAUUUGGCAGGAGAAGUGUAAUGUUAUUGUAGUUAUUACAAAUUUAGUCGAAGACGGGAAGGUAAGUCUGUCGAGAAUGAAUUAACCAGACCUCAGAGGAAAUGUGAUCAAUACUGGCCGAGCUCAACAAAAGCUCCUCUCGUCUUCGGUCAUCUUACCGUAACAUUGACAGCGGAAAUGCCAAAUGCCAACUUUGUUCACAGGAUAUUGACAUUAAAGUCGAGCAAAUGUUUUGUGGUAAGUUUGGAUUAUGAGGAUGAAACAUUAAAACAUGGCCUUCAGCCCGAACGCACGGUGCACCAAGUUCAUCUCACUUCUUGGCCAGAUCAUGGCACCCCAAAGACUGUAUUCCCUCUUUUAUCAUUCCUCAAUUAUGUCGCUGACAUCCAAUCCAAUGGCCCGAUUGUUGUCCAUUGCUCCGCCGGAGUUGGCCGUUCCGGUUCGUUCAUUCUAAUCGACAGUAUGCGAAGGCAUCUCCUGGUCUGUGAUCAUAUCAAUAUAUUCGGCCAUCUAAAACACAUCAGAAGACAGAGACAACGGCUUGUCCAGACAUUGGUAAGUGGUCUUUAUGGGGCAGGACGACUCCCUUUCAGGAUCAAUACAUUUUCUGUCAUCGAGUUGUCAGAGAACUCAUUAAACAUGGAAUCACCCGUCAAUCGGUCCCCAACUUCUCCAAUUACCUCAAGUUUUUAUAUCACCAAGUGCUCCCUGACGGCCGAACCCGACUUCAGAUGCAAUAUGAAGUAACCAAAAACACAUCAAUUAGGUUGUUUCUUUAGGAAGUCUGUAGAUGUCCCGAUAUCCCGCAAUGUGUAGUUCCUCCUGGUUAUGUUGUUCUUCCCGGAUACCAUCGAUCUGACGAAUUCCUCGUCGGCAAUUGGUCUCGCGAAUGUUCUGAUCUCUGGAAUCUUUUAUGGGAAAGGAAAUGCCAGACUGCGGUUUUGUUUGGAUCAGACGCUGAGGUCGGGGACUUCUUCAGAUCCGUUCCCCAUCGAUCCAAAACUGAAUCCAACUCAAAUUCAGUCCAAAUCCGAAGGAAGACUGUCAGCAUACAGCCAGAUUCAUUCGAGUUAGUGGUCAGGAAGCAAAAUGAAGAGCAUAUUUUGCUGAAGAAAGGCAAUGAAGAGGUAAUAAAGUCAAAAAACGAUGAAAUAUUUCUGUUCUAUAGUGCUUAUGGCCUUAAACAUGUCUUUCAGUUAUGCAUACGGAUUGUCAGGCUGAAGCCAGCAGACCUCGAGCUUCACACCUGGACCGAGUUGGAGCGGAUCCAAGACCAAUUGAUUGAUUGUCAUCGCUGUCAGAUGCUAUUCAUCGACCCAUCCAACAGCGCCAUGCCCUACGUAGUCUGUGCUUUACAGAGUGCUGCCUGUCAACUAGAGCAAGAACGAUUCGUGGAUGUCCUCCAAUUCCUAUCAGCAUACCGAGAACGGCGCUGUGGCUGCUGGACAGCUCAGGUAAUAUAGGUAGCCGAGUUUAACCGUUUAUCAUCUUCAGAGUAACAUCGAGUACAUCUACGAGAAGGUCCUGGAGCUAACAACCUUACACCGACCUUAG
Bursaphelenchus xylophilus (pine wood nematode) is the source of this 6480-nucleotide messenger RNA. The record is from the annotation of a GenBank genome assembly. NCBI's taxonomy places the organism in Eukaryota, Metazoa, Nematoda, Chromadorea, Rhabditida, Aphelenchoididae.